AUGCGCAAACCCCCCUCGCCUCGUGCUGCUGCCGACGUCGCCAUCAUGGCCUCGUCACGUGCUCUUCCGCAGCACCGCCCUCGCAUCGGAGAAACGCGCGAGGAGGAAGCGUGUGGACAAGGGGAGGGCUUAGAACGCGAAGGCGGCGGCGUGGGCCCCCAUUGGCUCCGCUUCCUGAUCGAGAGAAUGGCAAAUAACAGAAAAUCUACAAAAAUGAAGAUGGACAAGAAAAAGAAAAAAAAUAAGCUUCUCGUAUCAGAAAAAGAAAAGGUGGAAAAGAAAAUGAAAAAAAUGAAACAUCUUAUGUCAGAAACAGAAGAGCAGGUACAUGAGCCCGAUUUGAAAAAACAAAAACUGGAGCAAAAGGAAGAGGAGGAUGGAAACAACCAUGAGCUUUCUGCAGAGGAGAAGAGGACAUUGGAAAGGAAGCUGAAGAAAGAGCGCAAGAAGGAACAAAAAAAAUUAAUGCGAGAAACAGGAACCACAGCUAAGAAAGAAGAAUCUAAGAAACCGUCAGGAUCAGAGUUGGCACUGGACUACUUGACUACUUGGGCUAAAAGACCGGAAGAAUGGAAGUUUCAAAAGACGAGGCAAACAUGGCUUCUUCUACACAUGUAUGAUAAAGACAAGGUCCCUGAUGAAUAUUUUUCCAUUUUGCUGAGGUACCUUGAAGGGCUUCAAGGAGGUGCACGAGGGGUAACUAUACAGAAGGCAGAAGCGCUCAUGAAGGAAUACGACAGUUCUGAGGCGGAAGACUCUAGCCUUCUGGAGAAAUCUGUCACCAAACAAAGCAACAACAAUAGCGACUUCAGAGAUCAAGAGUGCGAUCGUUUGAUCAAACUGUACGAGAAAAUGUGGACUUGCCUUCGAUUUCCCUCUUAAUAUGAGAGCCAAAUCAACAGGUUUGUGCAUGCUGAACAACAGAAUGGACGUGUUAACAGGAACUUCGGAACUCCAAGGAUGGCAAAAUGUGUCCAUCUGCAGGACUGAAGGGAGAUUGACGGGGUACAGAAUCUGUGUGUGAAGGGAAUGAGACCCGGCAAGCCGUCAGCGGACACGAGAGGGACAGAAGACGGUUAUGUGUUGGUAGCCGCUCGAGAUGCCAGGGGAAGACUUGUCAUCAGUGAGGACCCAUGGUGCUGGUCCACCUUCAGCAACCAGUGGAUCCUGAAAGCCGCCAAAGCAUUUCCAGUUGGCAUUGCUAGCGCCUCACCUGUUGAGCUCUGUGAGACUUGGCCAUAAGCUGGGUGGCUUAAGCCAUGUCUCAACAUCGUCCGCAUUCGGUUCCUUGGUAUCCCAGGGAACUGGAGGAGUGAAGGAGUUGAAAGGGGAUUGGAAAGUGUGGGUGGCAGCCAAAAGCAAGGCGGGGGCUGAAGGAGAGCAAAUGGUACGCCAAGCAGGAGGCAAAUUUGCCAGGUGCAAGAGAGAGAAGGAGGCCAGAAGGGAGAGACGUGAUCAGGAUAGUGGAUCAUAAGGCUCAGUUAAUUCUAGUUUUAGAAUCCAAAGCAUAGAUUUAUUACUCUCUGAAUGUCUAAAGUAUUGUGAAUUCUCAUUUCCGUGGGCCUUCCUAGUUAACUCCAGGAGUCCAUUUGCAAUUCCUGUUUGUUUCUUUAAUCGCAUUUUUUAAAGUUAUAUAAUGCCAGGAAUGCGCCUUAUGAAGAAACCUAAGCAGGGGUUGCAGGGAGAAAGAAGAGCUCAGUGGCAGACCUGUCUGGUAUGUGGAAAGUUGUAACUUCGGUUCCUAGCAUCUCCCAUUGGAAGAUCGAGAUCUCCCUGAGGGCAGGUGAUCUUGCUCUAGAUAAGGUGACUUCCAAGGUUCAAAGUCAAGACAGCUCUCUGCCCCAAGGAGCCUACAGUCCAAAGAUUGGACAGUAGAGAAAAGGAUACACUAAUUUCUGGAUAUCACACGC
This is a messenger RNA of Varanus komodoensis (Komodo dragon), 1910 nucleotides long. It is a transcript of the gene CHLSN, whose product is annotated as chromosome unknown C7orf50 homolog. The record is from RefSeq and is a predicted model, not a curated record. Lineage: Eukaryota; Metazoa; Chordata; Lepidosauria; Squamata; Varanidae. The coding region runs from base 1 to 882 and encodes 293 amino acids. The transcript is spliced from 6 exons.